GGACAGAGGCUGAAGUAGAAGAAGAAGAGGAGGCGGAAGAAGAAGAUGGCGGCGCGGACCUGGAUGUAAACAAAGAUGUGUUAUUGUGGCGGGAUGCUCCGCUGAGGAGACGAGUCUGAGUCCGUGAGACGAAGAGAUGAAACAAGUUUAUCUGGAGCUAAACUGAAGUUGAAGGACCCAGACUCACCUCCAACCAGCUGCACAUCUGAUCUGCUCUGUCCCGGUCUGUCCUGGUCUGAUCCGGUCUGUCCCAGUCUGAGGUUCAGCAGUGAUGGCGGGUCGUGGUCGUGGUCGGAGGACGAUGAGUUUCAGCAUUGACGCCGUUGGCAUCAACAGAGGAGACAGUUUACCUCCGUCCAUGCAGCAGCCAACGCCUCUGUUCCCUGUGAUGGAGCAGAAACCCCUCCCCCUGGCAGGUGGGGAGGAGGCAGAGUAUCUGUUGGCUCUCAAACAGGAGUUCAGAGGAGCCAUGAGGAGUCUGCCCUGCUUCAUCCAACCAACUGCUGCACACAGAGAUGUGGAGAGAUACUCUGAUAAAUAUCACAGCAGCGAACAGACGGACAGUCUGCUGGACUGGACUCCAGACUGGAAGAGAUUCCCCAGAGAGCUCAGAGUCCGUGUCAGGAAACCUCACAGAGACGGCGUCUCGGUGUCAGUCAGUCGCUCUGACAAAGUUCAGUCUGGUCAGAGGAAGAAACGAGUCAAAGAGAAAGAGGAGGUGCUGCUCAAACUGGAGACUCUGGAGAAGAAGGAGGAGCAGGAGAGUUCAGAGGAAGAGGAGGGAGAGGAGAAGAAGAAACAGGAGGAGGAGGAGGCCGAGGGAGAGGAGGAGUAUGACGAGGAAGAGUUUGAGGAGGAGACAGAUUACAUCAUGUCGUACUUCGAUAACGGAGAGGACUUCGGGGGAGACAGUGACGACAACAUGGACGAAGCUAUUUAUUGAAACACAGUCAUCAGGUCAUGUUGCUUCUGUCCGCGGACAAACCGUCCACAUCUGGAUUUAAACAUGUUUUAAUCAAACAGAUGAGCUCAACCUGCACUGACACAUCUCUAGAUCCUUUCUCAUGUUUUUAAGCUUUUGUACCAGAGUUUUACCAACAUUUUCUCAGUGUUGUUUUAUGGUGGUUGUGUAGAGUUUUAUCAGUGAGUGUUUGGCUGUUGGAGAAAUAAACGGCAGCUACACAAGGA
This is a messenger RNA of Lates calcarifer (barramundi perch), 1188 nucleotides long. It is a transcript of the gene polr3glb, whose product is annotated as RNA polymerase III subunit GL b. Gene Ontology annotation, cellular component: RNA polymerase III complex. Gene Ontology annotation, biological process: transcription by RNA polymerase III. Bases 272 to 943 code for a protein of 223 amino acids. The transcript is spliced from 8 exons. The record is from RefSeq and is a predicted model, not a curated record. Lineage: Eukaryota; Metazoa; Chordata; Actinopteri; Centropomidae.